CCUACAUUUAAUCAUCACAGGGGGGGAAAAACCAAAGUAAGUCAUUGUUCAUGUGCACAUUACUGUUGUACAAUGAAAAAAUGACGUAUUGUUGUAAGAUAUGAUGAACACUUUCAAAAUAACCAUUACAAAAUAACCAUUUCAACUACUUCAAUUUAGGGUCAGCCACAACUUGGAGACUUUAGAUUAGCAGUAAGGAGGAGGUGAGUUUUUCAUACUUGGCAAAAAAGUGAGAGAAAGAGAAGCAAAAUCAGGGAAUCAAACAGCCAAAGAUCUUUUCUUUUGUUUCCCUAUCCCGACAUAUGCUCUCUAUCUUUCAAGUUCCAUAUCAGGAAUCAACGACAAAGGAAGAGCUUUGGUCAGCAUUAACAGCUGAAAAAAAGAACCCCCCCAAAAUUUGAUAAAGUGAAAAUCCCUCACCGUUUUUACUCAUUAGUCUUUUUUAUAACUCCCCUCAUAUGUUUCUGUUUCCUUCACUUUUUCGGUCAUCUCUCCAACCCUUCAAAGUUCAAAGUUCACACACACACACACACAAAGUAAGAGUGGUAAAAAGGGCACUUUCGCCAAAACCUCAAAAAACACUUCUAAGUUUUCAACUUUCAACCUCAACAAUACACUCUCCCCCCUCAAGUUCCCGGGUUGGGGAGUCCAACCAAAUUGACUCAUCAUUAUCCAUCAUCAUCAUUCAUCAUUCAUCAUAGCAAUAGCUUUCCCUCCUCAAAACAUCAAAAGAGACCAUCAUAAACUUCCCUACUCCUUUCACAACUUUUUUUUUUCCUUCAUCUUCUUCGCCUCGGAUCACCACCCCAAAUCAUAAAAAUCGAUUCUUUCGUUCUCCCUGUGAAGAACCCAACUCAUUUUUAAAUGGGUCUAUCGACUGUUUGAGUUUUUUUUCUCCAUUACUGAUUACACUACCUAAGAUCCUAGUCCUUUUUUUGGGCUUUCAUUCCUUUUAAAAAAGAAUUUCUGGGAUAGAGAGGAUGACGUCGGGGACGAGGCUACCGACGUGGAAGGAAAGGGAGAAUAACAAGAGAAGGGAGAGGAGGCGGCGAGCCAUUGCGGCGAAUAUAUUUGCCGGCCUCAGGAUGUUUGGGAACUACAAACUCCCAAAGCAUUGCGACAAUAACGAGGUUCUUAAAGCACUCUGCAACGAGGCCGGCUGGACUGUUGAGCCCGACGGCACCACUUACCGUAAAGGAUGCAAACCAGUGGACAGAUUGGAUUUUUUGGGUGGAUCAACAUCAGCAAGUCCAUGCUCAUCUUAUCAUCCAAGCCCUGGAACAUCUUAUAAUCCCAGUCCUGCCUCAUCUUCCUUUCCAAGCCCAGCUUCUUCACCUUAUACUGCUAAUCUGAAUGGUGAUGGCAAUUCUCUUAUCCCCUGGCUGAAAAAUCUCUCAUCUGCAUCAUCCUCGUCCUCGUCCUCCAAAUUCCAGCAUCUGUAUUUUGGUGGUUCCAUCAGCGCUCCUGUCACCCCUCCCUUGAGCUCUCCAACUGCCCGAACUCCACGAUUGAAAACUGACUGGGAGGAUUCCUCUGCUCGUGCAAGUUGGGGAUCUCACUGCCCCUACCUUCCCUUAUCUACACCUCCAAGCCCAGGGCGUCAAGCCCUCCCUGAUUCUGCGUGGUUUGCAGGAAUGCAAAUACCACACAGCGGACCAACAUCACCAACAUUCAGUCUUGUGUCUUCUACUCCAUUUGGCUUUAAAUUUGAAUCAAUGACACAAGGCAGUUCUCGCAUGUGCACUCCUGGACAAAGCGGUACCUGCUCGCCGGCUAUACCUGCUAGCUCAGAUGUCCCAAUGGCGGAAGUGAUAUCAGAUGAGUUUGCUUUUGGAAGCAUUAAAGGAGGCUUAGUUAAGCCAUGGGAAGGAGAGAGAAUCCAUGAAGAUUGUUCAGAUGAUCUUGAGCUCACUCUCGGGAGCUCGAAAACCAGGUACGCAACUUGUUUGAAUCUCGUUGAAUCAAACUAAUUACAGAUUUUUCCAAAAUGCUUUUGACCCCAACUUGUGAUCCCAGAUAAGAGAAAGCAUUGCUGAUCAGGGAGAGUCAGAUGAUGUUUGUUCCGGAGGUUUAAAAAAUGCGGAGUCCACUCGCCCCCUCAUUAGGCAUCACAUUAUAUGAUGUGUUAUCAAUUUGAUGAAGACUUUCUUGAAAUGAAGGUGAAGCUUUAAGUUAGUUUGUACCUAGCCUAAACAUUCCAAAUUCAGCAGUGUUGAGUUUUUUGGAAGCCCUGAAAUGGAAGUUAUCAGGUGGCCUUUCCCUUGAUUGUCUGCCCUGCCAGUGGAACCAAAUGUGAAGAAGACACUGUUGUAAUGUUGAAGUGUUUUUCCGUUUGCUUCAAGAAAGUGCAGCAGCUUCUGGCAUUAAUUAAAGUGCAUGCAUUCUCGUCUUAUUCUGGUCAUUCAUUUCAGUGUUUUUUUGAGUCUUGGAUUGUGGUCACUGAUAAUUACUUUCUUCAGCAGAAGCUUCCAAGUUCCAACCACUAGGCUGUAAUCGAAGAGCACAUAAAAUUGAAACUCUCGCAUGACCUGCAUCAUUUAUUUUUAUUUUUUUUGAAAAACUAAGAUUUAGUUUUUAAUAGCUAAACUUUUAAUACUGCAAAGUAGAUAGGAGUUUAGUUCAUUUAUCAAUCUGAUCACUAUUUUUAU
Messenger RNA from Oldenlandia corymbosa var. corymbosa, 2648 nucleotides. Lineage: Eukaryota; Viridiplantae; Streptophyta; Magnoliopsida; Gentianales; Rubiaceae. The record is from the annotation of a GenBank genome assembly.